This is a messenger RNA of Vitrella brassicaformis, 2893 nucleotides long. The record is from the annotation of a GenBank genome assembly. Lineage: Eukaryota; Vitrellaceae.
CACGAGAAACGAGAAAUAAAGGCAGGCAGGUGACCUGACUGGCAGGCAUCACACAGACACAUCCAUGCAGGCAAGCCCACAUACAAAAUCACCCGAUUCUCAGGUCCACAGACAGACCUCCCCCCUCCCCCCCGCGGGACAUCUUAUCUUUGAGUGGAUAAAAGGGUCAUUCAUAGCAGGCAGGCCACAUCAGAGUGCAGUCCUGGCACUCCAUCCAAGUUGUACCCCCUCACUCGGAAACACAGCCGAACCGCCUCUCCACCCACAGCCACCACACUCUCACCCACAAACGCACCAUCAUGCUCAGCACACACCAAAGUCUCCGUCAGCCGCCCCCACAGUCCGACAGCAGAGACAUUCCUCAGCGGCACCCACUCCAAAAGAUCCGCACCUUCCUUUGGUGCACACCUCUUGAACGCGCCCGUCUCUCCCACGCCGGCCGAGUUGUCUCGUCGCCGCGUCCACACGUGCAGCUGACUCUCCAGGCCCCCGGCUGGGAAGGGCACCUCAUUGUCAGUGGGCGGCGGCGGUGGCAGCGCCACUGUGGGGAACUCCUCUAUUCGAACGCCCGAUGGCGCAGAGGUCGGCUUCUUCUUAAAGCCAACCGCGAGAAGGGGAAAGGCCGGCGGCUCGACGAAGGCUGUAGUGUUUGACGAAUUGGCUGUGUUUGUCGGGGUGGCGACGAGAGGAUACCACGUCGAAUGCUGGUCGCCAAGCUGCAAGCGGACGUCCAACGUGUAGGUCGCAGCUGGGGUGCUGCCGCGCCAGGAAAUAGAGCUGCAUGAAUGCAGAUACUCCCUCCACUCGUGAGGGACCCAUGGGGACUUGGGCUGCUUACUUGGCGUCGAUAUCCAGAAUGAGAGGCCUUGAAGGGACGCCGUGAGAGCUGGGCUGUGGUGAACCGCUGAAACAAGACAGACAGAAGAAGAUAAGCACGCUGAGCUAUCGUCGAUUCAGAUUGGCGACCUCAUGGUGUAAGCGUGACUGCGGAUGAGCUGCGCCUGUUGCUGCAUCUCGCAGGUGGCUCCAGGGUAGUGGAGGGUAUAGCCGUCCUUAUGCGUCACGUAACCGCCUCUGUCAUGGUGAGGAAACAGCGACCUGAACACACCAACACCCACCCAAGUAACUAACGAUGGUGAGGGUGGCCGUAUCCAGGCAGCGUACCAUACCAGAAAAGAGCCCCUGACACUGCGAGAUCCCCUUCCACACGCUUUAAGAAGGGCCUGAGCUCAUUUCUUGGAUAGCCCCUCCAGUCGUACUCGCCCACAAUAAACGCCGUCCCAUUAUUGUGUGCGAGUCGCGCCCCUCCCUCAUCGCUCAGAUCCUCACCCAGCUCUCUGUAGGGCCAAUGCCAAUAGUGUGUGCUGACAAAGUCCACCUCAUCGAAGAGCGAGCUGGCGGGAUCGACGCCCCACCGGCCGUCCAUAACAAGUUGGUAGGGAGCCUCUCUCUUCAAGUGGGCGGCGAUUUGUUGUGUCCACGAGGUGGGAGGGCCAAGUUCGUUGCCCGUCUCUGCAAACGGCGAUGCGGGAACAUGACUUUUAUGCAGGGCAUGUUUCGCGAGCCGCUUACCCCAGGCCAUGAUUGUGGGGUCGUCUUUCCACGCCACGCCGGUGUAGCGGUUGACAUGUGACACUAGCCUUGAUAUGUAUGUUUUGAAGUCCUUAGCACACAGAAAUCAAAGGGCAUUGGUCAGUGUGGGGCAUCACGAAGCUUGGAGAGAAUGAGCUCUUUGCGCGUACCUACCUGGAUGAUGGUGGGGUCCGUGUAGAACUCAUGCUUCGACCGAUUCCUCCACCGUGUGAACGUCUCAAUGCCUUCAAAGCACCACAAUAGACGUCAAUUUGCGUGUGUGGUGUGCUGCUAUCGUCUUCACACAUUCUCACCUCCGUGAUAGUAAUCCCACUCGUCCAUCAGUGGCACAAUGACACGGAUGCCGUGGUCCCCCGCCACCUUGACAGCGUAGUCAGCCAUUCUCAAGUUGUCAGGCCGGAACUCUCCCAACGUCGGCUGGAAGGACUCGUUGCGCCCGAAAGAGAUACCGAGCGUGUGUGAGCGGACAACGGUGAGCCCCAUCUCCUUGGCUGUGAGUAUGGCGUCCUCGGUGCGAAAAGUGGUUGGAAAGCCGAUGCCGUUGACGUUCUCAUCCAGUCCGAGCCAGUAGAUAUUCGCUCCGCUGAAGCGGAAGGGUCUGCUGCCAAGCCACAACCGACCGCCGCGCUGCGAGAUGAAAUCGCAUCGCUCCUCUGCAGUGCAGGCAGCCAUGGCAGUUAACACGAUGUAACAGGCAAUGCAAUGCUGCCUCCGUGCCUUGCUCUACCUUACUCGCACAGGAUGUGCGGAGCUGUCCCGUAUCCUGCCCGACGACCCCUGCAGCACCGACCCACGCCACAAGGCCGGCCAACCAGAAAGGCAGCGCCUCCACAAGCAUCAUGCCGAUCCGUCACAGGCCCUGGCAUCCCUCUCUCCAGUCAUCUGCUCGUCCAUUGGAAUGGUCUGGAAUGGUUGACAACCUGCCACGGCCGCCACAUCAACAGAGCACCAGCAGCACAAUGGUCAGAUACAGUACACGCAUGCCAGCAGUGUGUUCGCGUGCGCACCAGUCAGCAGUUGGUUGUGAACAGCACCCAAACGAAACAGCGACGCGGAGAGAAGUGCAAAAGGACCUGCACACCACAACAAGAGCACAUCCAUGUCAAUGAGUCAACCCGCACACAGCACACACCUCCGUCCAUUUCCGUGCCUUCGUCCAUCCCGUGUUUCAUACCGAUGAGUUGGUGCACAGGAUCUGGGAGGAACGAAGGGCGAGGCGCGAUCCACGAGACACAACGAUAGUAGAAUAAAAUAGAAUGGGAAUGAUGAAUUUCUUGACGCACCUGAAUGAAUGCAAUUG